AUGAACCUAAACAGAAGGGUUGGGGGGGGGGGGGGGGGGGGGGGGAGGGACUCAACCAAAUUUCAUUAUAUCGUUCUCCCUUCAUAUUUCGUAUCAAAAGCAGCCUUCAAUGCCUACACAAGGAUUGCUGCCAAGAAGUACCACACUGUCUGCAUCAACUGUGUCGAUCCAGGCUUCAUCAAAACAGAGUUCAACUACAACACUGGCAUAUUGGCUGUCCAAGAAGGCACUGUCAGCCGUGUCAGAGAAGCACAGAUGCCCCAUGGUGGACCUCCUGGUGUCUUCUAUGCUGAGAAGGAAAUAACAAUUGAAAAUAAUGCGUUACAGUCCCACUGA
Molecule: messenger RNA, 336 nt
Organism: Ilex paraguariensis (yerba mate)
Lineage: Eukaryota; Viridiplantae; Streptophyta; Magnoliopsida; Aquifoliales; Aquifoliaceae
Source: the annotation of a GenBank genome assembly